Molecule: messenger RNA, 573 nt
Organism: Acanthoscelides obtectus
Lineage: Eukaryota; Metazoa; Arthropoda; Insecta; Coleoptera; Chrysomelidae
Source: the annotation of a GenBank genome assembly
UGUCAGACAACCGACCACCCGUCGACGUCAAAUAUGCUUGUGACCGUAAAUGAAGAAAAUGCGGAUGUGUUGGGUUGCCGUUAACAAAACCGCGGUGCUAGAUGAUAACAUAGUACGUUACGUACCUUGGAGGAGAACUAUGGACAUAAAGUGCGAGGACAAUAAUGGUCUCCUCCAUCAAGGAUUUCUGACAAUUUAUUUAACAUCAGAGAACGGUGCAUAAGAAAGAUACGGUGCGACUGCAUGAGUCCAACAACAAGUAAAUGAGUGAAACGUAUCAAAGACGAUAAAAAGAAAGCCCAUUACCCAUCUUCAAGGCUUGUCUGGGGGCCUGGGGGAGUGGUACAACUCAGGCAAUUGAAGGUUCUUGAAAUAUGAAGAGUUACGAAGAGCCAAGCUAGCUAGCAAGCUAUCUGCAAAAUGUUGUGCUAUAUGUCAGACUUUUAAGAGUAAACUACAACAAAACUUGUUACAUCCCAUUUUGAUCCUGUGAACGACAUAUGCCCAAAUAUUCAGCUUAAGACAACCAAACUAAACAAUUGCAAGUAGCAUCAUGGCAUAGUGUUAAACAUC